This is a messenger RNA of Podospora anserina S mat+, 3060 nucleotides long. RefSeq lists its product as uncharacterized. Gene Ontology annotation, biological process: carbohydrate metabolic process. Bases 1 to 3060 code for a protein of 1019 amino acids. NCBI's taxonomy places the organism in Eukaryota, Fungi, Ascomycota, Sordariomycetes, Sordariales, Podosporaceae. The record is from RefSeq and is a predicted model, not a curated record. Gene Ontology annotation, molecular function: hydrolase activity, hydrolyzing O-glycosyl compounds; chitin binding. The transcript has 7 exons.
AUGGCUGUUUUCUAUCUUAUUUGCCUACUUCUUUUCCAACCAGCGGCAUCUCAAAGCCUAAAGAGCCUUGCCGGGUACUUUUCUUCUCUUUCGUUGAUCAAAUGCCCUGUUCGCUGUGACGACUCCGGUUCCUCCCAGAAUUGGACUCGUUACCACGCCGUGUAUCAGCUUACGACUUGCGACAAGCCACCACAUCUCAGCUUUGCGUUCAGCUCACCAAGCCCCAACGUUGACAAUCAGGACAAUAUCACCACACCUUUCGUGGUCCUCAGUCGCUCCACCAAUAAAGGGCACUUGGUCCUUGAUGAGCAGUCGAAGGUGUUCGACAGCUUGACCAAAAAAGGCACCAAGAACAGCACCGCCAACAUCGAGGUAUUCUCAGAAUCUGUUUCGGACCUUCAAAUUCCUGGCCAGAAGUUCGCAGUCAUCAGAGAGAUCCAGGCAUCUCUUCUCUUCAACACCAGCGCAGCAACGGAGCAAUUUGACGGCAGCAUUAGACUUGUGGUCAAUUAUGGAGACACCACAUUGGGUGUGUAUAUUGGGGGAGGACUUGACAUGAAGGGGGUGGCUCUCUUCCAGCUAGAAGAGUUCAUAGCUCUCGUCCAGGACCGCGACGACAACACAUUGACUGGUCUCCAGCUUUGUGGGGCUAACCGCACCGCACAAUACACCAUGGGAGUCUUUCUCGACACCACCGCUGAUGUGGCACUGAGGCUCUUCAGGGUACAGCAUGCACUCGAGGCCUGGUCCUUGUCGCAUUGUGUCGUGGGACUUGGUCAACGGGAGUCACUCAAGCCUUCCACAUUUUGGCUGCGUGAGCCCAGUAGAACAGCCCUUCUCAAUGGUACCAACAGCAUCGGCAACUGGACGACGCCCGUUUCACCAUUCAAUCGCGCUAUGGCAAAGACAUCAUCUCAUGUGGCCGAGUGCCGGACGAUCCAAGUUGCCUCCGGCGAUAGCUGCAAGCACUUUUGUGCCACACUCCGUCCAAGUCAGCACAUUUGCUGCUCGGCUGGUACACUGCCCGACGUUCGACCAAAGCCUACGCCUGAUGGGACCUGCGCUUAUUACAUUGUCAAGAACGGAGAUUUUUGCAACAAGAUAGCUGCUGCCAGUGGCUUGACGGUCCAGGAGCUGGAGAAGGUUAAUGAGAACACAUGGGGCUGGAAUGGCUGUGACAAGUUAUAUGUCGGCAACACCCUCUGCCUCAGCAAAGGAAACCCACCACUUUCCGCUCCGGUCCCAAACGCCAUCUAUCUUGCGUCUCUCAAUCCAUGCCCGCUCAAUGCCUGCUGCACUGUCUGGGGUCAAUGUGGCACGACAGCCGAGGUCGGGUGCAUCUCCAACUGUGGGAUGAAGGUCAUCAACAAUGCUUCCCCUCCGUCAGAGUUCAAGAGGAUAGGCUACUUUGAAGCCUGGAGCUCGGCUAACAAAAAGGAGCGGCCUUGCCUGUUUAUGGAUGCCACCCAGCUUCCGACAGGAUACACACAUGUGCAUUUUGCCUUUGGGGAGGUAUCCUCCAACUUUGCCGUGGGUGUCAGCAAACUCAAAAACCAGUUCGACAAGUUUGUGAAGAUGAGAGGCUUCAAGAGAAUCAUUGCCUUCUGUGGAUGGACAGCGUCUACUGACCCAAGCUCAUUUUGGAUUUCUCGAGAAGGCGUCAAACCGGGCAACAGGGAGAUUUUGGCCACCAACAUCGCCAAGUUCGUCAUGGACCAUGAUUUGGAUGGCGUGGAUCUCGAUUGGGAGUAUCCAGGUGCGCCAGAUCUCCCUGAUAUUCCUAGUGCCGACCCGCUCGAUGGACUGGCAUAUCUGGAACUCCUGAAGUUGUUGAGACAGAAGCUUCCGUGGACAAUAUUUCCAAUUGGGGAGAUCAGCAAGGUCGUCGAUUACAUUGUGUACAUGACUUACGACUUGCAUGGCCAAUGGGACUUUGACAGUCCUUGGUCCUCUCCAGGCUGCCCAGCAGGCAACUGUCUUCGCUCACACAUCAACAGGACGGAAACCCUCAAUGCACUUUCCAUGGUCACCAAAACUGGCGUCUCAUCAACCAAGCUCAUCAUCGGCAUUACCAGCUAUGGUCGGUCUUUUCGGAUGGUCGACCCAUCCUGCACCGGUCCUAUGUGUACAUUUACCGGGGCACUCUCCGGAGCAAAACCUGGACGUUGCACACGCACCGCCGGAUAUCUCGCCAAUACAGAGAUUCAGGAGAUUUUGCAUUACGACAAGUCAUCACGCACCUAUUACGAUGAAGGCAUCAUGAGUGACAUUCUGGUGUACGGAUCUGACUGGGUUGCCGACAUGAACAACAACAACAAAGGGCGUCGGGAGGCUCUGUGGAAGUCAAUGAACUUUGGCGGCGUCUCAGACUGGGCGAUCGGCCUUGCCGAGUUUUUACCCAAUGAUGUCUCUCAGGUUCCGUCACUGUCAAUGGAGGAGAUCAAGGAAGACUGGGCCAACAUCACCUGCAAACACCCCUACGCGAGGAACAGCAGCUACAGGCAGUCCGACCGUUGGAAAACCCUCAAGGUUGAUGAGGCUUGGAAGCAUGUUGUUGGUAAGUGGGACGCUUGCGCAAAGUCUGGCAUGCCUUUCCCUGUUUUUGUGAGCCGUCUUCUCAACGGUCCCGAUGGCAUGUACUGCGGCUCGAUAUCCUCCACAAACAACUGCCUUGCAACAGUCGAAUGCAGUGACGAAUCCGAACGCCGGCCGGCAGCAGCUCUCCUUUUGAGUUCAUUUGUGAAGCUUGCUGGGAUCUAUUACGAGCUGUACGAUGGAAUCCAAGCAGCUCAGGUCAAUCUUAUCACGACACUGUCCAAGUUCUCGAGCACUUUUGCACCAGAACAAAAGGCGGACGAGUCUUUGACCAUGACUUUGAAUAUCUUGAGCGCUGGCUUCGGUGUGCUGGCAGGCCCAGUCUUUGCGAAGGCUUUCUCGUCUGGAAAUUUCUUCUCUCAGAAUCCUGGUAUUGGAGAGAAGCUGGAGUCGGCAGUGAUGAAGGGCAUAGAGUUUGGCCUGGCUGAGGCUAAGGAAUACGCCAAAAAAAAAAAACCCCUGUAG